AUGGUUGUUGCGGGAGACGGACUUGGAGAAAAGGAGAAGGCCACCGCGAACAAGGUCAUCAUAACCAUCUACAUAGAAUCACUGACAAUACGUUCAAAUCAGAGAAGCGAUUCCAUCAGAAGAAUUAAACCAAACCCACUCUCUUCCAAGCCUAAAAAUGAGAGAGCAAGAGGAUAUGAUCGUCGGGCACAACUCCUAGCCUAUGCUCAAGAGUUAAGGCAUGCCAAUUCUCGACAAUCGGAAGGGUCCAUGAAGGGUUCAAAGCCUAAACAUAAAAAUGGGGAUCCCCAAGGCUUCAGUUAUCAUCUUGGGGAAUGUUUCAUAGGAGGAAAUGGCGAUGGAG
Molecule: messenger RNA, 343 nt
Organism: Ilex paraguariensis (yerba mate)
Lineage: Eukaryota; Viridiplantae; Streptophyta; Magnoliopsida; Aquifoliales; Aquifoliaceae
Source: the annotation of a GenBank genome assembly